AUGGCCACACAAACGGCGACUCAAGCAACUCUUCAGUUGCUUCAAACUCGUGAAAAACUUCUACAUACCCAAUCGCCAUACCCCCGGCCUCUUUCAGACACAACUGAGAUUCUGGACACGGAUUUUGAGUCCGACUCCUACGAGGACUACUCCUUUGGUCCAGGACACCGAAGCUCUGGAUCUCUUACUGGCAGUGUAACGACAGCCUCCACCCCAGAUGACAUCAAGACCCCCGACUCCACAGGUCUUACAGGCUUCCAUUUUCACAUCGAUGAGAACCCGGUGGCUGGUCCUGUAGGACCACAUCUUUUCAGACUUUCGGCCGAUUCCACCCCCUCGAAAGAGCAGUCUGUGGAAGUCGAGCUGAUUGUGGAAGAUGCCCCGCUCAGUGCCACGACUCCUCUCUACAGCUCCGCCUCCAAGCUGGAACCUGAGAGACGAGACACCCCUGUCCCACUGAACCCUAUGAAGCAGACGAAAAGUGAAACGCGGCCUGAGACGGUAACGUCGAACGACCGCACUUCGGAGCCUUCAAACACCAAUGUCGCAAGCUGGUCGCCUCAAGAUGUCGUCAUGUGGAUGCUUCAGCUGGGUUUCGAGGACAGUAUCGUUGAAAAGUUCUUCAUCAACGACAUAUCUGGUGCUAUCCUUCUCGAGCUUCAGGCCGACGACCUCAAGGAACUUGAUAUCCAGUCUUUCGGGAAGCGGCACCGCCUGAUGACCUCCAUCCGACAGCUCAAAAACAGUGCAUCGCUUUCUGUCAAUGACGUUCAGGCCGCAUGGGAUCCUUCAUCUCGUGAGGACACCUCGACACCUCAAACAACUGCCGCGGACGUUGGUACCAAUUGUUGUACAAGCCCCAUCACUGACGAAGAGCGCCCGGGUUCCAGAAACAAGCAGCACAAGCAGCGUCGUCGCCACAAGCGCCGGCAAGGAUCCGAUAUUGUGCCCGAGGACUCAGUCUCCAUUGUCGCAAUUGAGCAACUGUUGCCGCGAAUGCACACCUGUUCUAAGGGAGAGAACUGUCGCAAAUGGCAGAAGCAACAGGCCAAAUUGGCUCGCUUAGCCAAGGGGCUCCCAAUCGACUCCAUCGGCGGCUCUGUAAUUGUCACCGGCGAUCCAGGCAAUGCUGCUACUGCACAGGCCAUAGCGAAGACCCCCAAGUCAGAUGUGACCCCCUCUGUUAUUGCGUCGUCCGAUGUUCUGGGGCCCAACCAGGCCCCCGAAUUUCAGCUCUCCAAGGAGAAGCUCAGUGACGUGCGACCCAGAGAUCCCCAGGAGAAUGUGCGCAACUUCUUGAAUUUCCAACGCUUGAGCAGACUUCAGCCAGUGAAUGAUCCUGCCACUCCACCCAGGGAGUUCUUCCCCUCUCCCGAGUCGGAUUCGCCUAAUUCCGCGAAGGCGAAUGCCAGUCUCGCCGAGAAUCUUCGUCAUCUUCCUAAGCUUCGGAUUCCCAGCACCCACAACUCAUUGGCAAGCUUGACUAUGUCCCCAAAUUACUCGGCCCAGCGUACCAUCACUCCAUCCGUUCUGCGCAAAAAGCAGCUCUUUGGUCUACCCAACCCUCAAACGUCGCCCAACCCAUAUUCCUCUAUAGCUUCUCCCUCUGACUACUAUCGGCAAGAUCCUCAUUACGGACAAACUACACCAUUUUCCGAGAUGGAUGUCCCUGUUACGGCUAUCCCAUUGGGUCCAGUUGCUCGGAACUGCUCACAGUCAGUUCCGCCGAAUAUGCGCUUUGGCAAUCAAGGUUAUGACAUGCCCGAUCCGAUUUCACGGCCGGCAUCCACCAAGGGAGAGAAUCAUCGCAGACAGCCUUCUCACCAGAACAAUACCGCACUUUGUCCUCUGGACGAAGUCGAGGCUCUCGGGCCUAUUGAUACUCCUGAAGAUCUUGAUCGAACCCCCCGAGCUGCCCACUGCAAGACUCCCUUUAGCCCUGGUGGUCACCACGCCAAUGGUAUCAUUCACAGUGGUUGGAUGAAAAAGCGCAAGACGACCCGCCUCCUGCGUCACGAGUGGGAGGAUCACCAUUUCACCUUGAGGGGUACUCAGCUAGCUAUGUACUCAGACGAGGACGCUUCUCGACGUGACUCGAAGGCUCUUGAAUAUAUUGAUGUGGAUGACUAUGCCGUUGCGUGUUCAUCUCUUGCGUCCAGUUCCAAGUUGACCGCCGCUUUCAAGAAGACAGUCUUGAAGCGCAAGGAUAACACCCAAGGCGAAACCGCCUUUGCUUUCUCUCUGAUCCCUUCUCCUAAUGGGAGCAACGAUCGCAAGAACAUCUUUACUCAGGGUUCCAAGGCGCAUCACUUUGCCGUGAAGACCCGAGAUGAGCGUAUUGACUGGAUGAGAGAGCUGAUGCUCGCCAAAGCACUGCGACGAGGUCGCGAAAGUGGAGCUACCGUUAAUCUGAACGGUAAUCCCCUUUAA
Aspergillus pseudoviridinutans is the source of this 2430-nucleotide messenger RNA. Its product is annotated as SAM and PH domain-containing protein. The record is from RefSeq and is a predicted model, not a curated record. Lineage: Eukaryota; Fungi; Ascomycota; Eurotiomycetes; Eurotiales; Aspergillaceae. The transcript is spliced from 3 exons. Bases 1 to 2430 code for a protein of 809 amino acids. Gene Ontology annotation, molecular function: protein binding.